AUGACAACUUCAGUUAAACAUAAGAAAGUGACUGUAACAAUGGAACAAAAACUCCAGGCUUUUCGUAUUGAUGCUAGGAAUCAUUUAGAAAAAUUAAAUCAAUUAAUAAUAACUAAACAAAAUAUGAAUCUUGAAAACGAAUUAAAAGAUGAAAAAAAUUGUAGCAGUAAGAAAACUAUUUCUAUCGAUGACCUAACCAAACAAAUACAUAAUCURGAAAUCAUAAUAAAAGGUAUUGAAGAUCAUAAAAUUCUUUAUACAGAGGAAAUUUCCAAACUUAAGGAUGAUAAAUCUGUGGCAGAACAAAAACUAAACGAAUUUAAAAGUAUAAUUAAAACACAAAAAAAUGAAUUAGCGAUUGCUUUAUCUAAACUGGCUUAUGCUGAAGAAGGUCUAAAAAAUAAAAAUGAUAGUCAGAUUCAAAAAAUUCAACAAUUAGAACACGAUACUAAAACAUUUGAAAAAGAAGCCCAAUUUUAUAAGGUUCAACAUGAUUUUUUAACAAAUAAAUGUUUAUUAAUCGAUAAAGACCUAUCGGAAUCACGAGWGAUUAUUAAAUCGUUAGAAAUGAAAAUAAAUGCAAUCAUGGUAGAACGUAACAUGAUAUUCGAUGAUUUAUCUAAGGAAUGUAAUUAUCUGAAAAGAGAAAACAGUACAUUUUUAGAAAACAUCAACGAAUUAAAUGAAUCAAUUAUAUGUGUCAAUAAGAAGAAAAAUUACUUGCGAGAUGAUUUAGCCACAUGCAACGAGAAACUAUCAAUUGCAAACGAUGAAAUAAGUAAUUUUUAUGUAGAGACAAAAUAUUUAAACACGAAAUUGGAAAAAGUGACAGAUAAACUAACAUGUAUUGAACGAGAACUAGAAGAGACUAAAUUGAAAUUAAACCAAGAAACGUAUCUGAAAGAGAAGAUCAAUGAAAAAUACUGUCGUAUAAUAUAUGAAUGUACAUGUUCCCAAGAAAAGUGUCAGACCGCCGAUAAUCACAGGUUAUUGGUUUCUGAUAUUAUGCCGUGUUAUGUUAAAGAGGAUGAACAGACAAUACAUUUAAAACUURUUGACGUUGGUUCACAGACACAAACGUGUCCGUCUCUCUGCCAACCUAUAACAGCAUCAAUAAAUCGUGACUCAAGUAUAAAUAACAUAAGAAAAUGUGAUAACUUAAAUAGCUCGUGUGAUGCCGAUAAAAUUAACAAUAAUCCGUGCCAGUUAGAUUUCAAGAAAACGUMUAUUUAUGUUAACUCUCCUGAUGACUAUUCUUGUUCUGUUCAAUCAAAAAACCCAAAAAAAUGUUUUGGUUUUUUCUGUGACAAAGAAAAUCUACAAUGUCAACUAAAUGAAAUGAAACAACUGCUAAAAAAAAAAGAACAGACAGCAAGGAAAGAAUUAUGUGAUACUAAACAGACAUAUAACAAUAAGGAAAUAAUAAUGAGCAAAUGGCUAGAAGACACAAAGGAACAAUGUCAAAAGAAAUUAGACGAAGCUAAUGCUCAAUUAGAAAUGUAUGAAACAGCAAUUCUGUAUAAAGAAUAUGAAUUGAAAAACUUCCAAAUACGAGAACAUCAAUAUAAAAUGGAAUUGGAGCAACUUAAUGAAACUAUAAAGAUCAAGGAUAAACAAAUCGAAAGUGAACAAAUACUUUUUGCAGGCAAUAGUAUGAAUAAUAACGAAGAUCAAUUAUCAAGUUUUCAAAAAACGGAGUUAGAAAAAUUUAAUGAACAUCUUCAAUUACCCUCGGACAACUAUAAUGUCCAACUUGGAAAGGAUUCAGAGACUGAUAAUAAAUUAGAAAAACCUCAAACAUUUAUAAAGAAACAACGAUAUUCGACCAAGCAAAAUGUUAAAAAUAAUCUUUAUGCAUUAAAAAUGUCAAAGACAGCAACCAAAACGAAAAGCAAAAAAUAUGGUCCCAAAUUGAUGAAUUUACCUUGUUGUAUUGGAUCGAAAAAUCCUUGUAACAGACAAAAAAGUUUWAACUUAUUACGAAUGAAUCAACUAAAAUCUGAGUUCGGAGUUUCGAGAAACAAUUUGAAAACGUCGGAGAUUUUAAGGGGACCAGCGGAAUAA
Messenger RNA from Diuraphis noxia (Russian wheat aphid), 2064 nucleotides. RefSeq lists its product as uncharacterized. NCBI's taxonomy places the organism in Eukaryota, Metazoa, Arthropoda, Insecta, Hemiptera, Aphididae. The record is from RefSeq and is a predicted model, not a curated record.